Messenger RNA from Diuraphis noxia (Russian wheat aphid), 635 nucleotides. RefSeq lists its product as uncharacterized. Lineage: Eukaryota; Metazoa; Arthropoda; Insecta; Hemiptera; Aphididae. The record is from RefSeq and is a predicted model, not a curated record.
UUCAAAUCGACGGGUGACUUCUCACUGUAAUACCACUCUGCGCACAUUCUUUUCCAUAUAUACAUACUAUUAUUAAUAAUAGASAGUACGUGUCGAAGAUAUCAUAAUAAUACACAUACCUGAAGUAGAAAUCGUGAUGACUCGAACGAACUACCUGGUCGUCUGUGUUAUGUUCAUCGCAGCAUCGCCACUGCUGACGCCGCCGGUGGCUGGCGUCAGCAGCCUGGGUGACGCGCUGGUGCAGGCCAACGCCAAAGGAUUUCCAGCCGGCCUCCUGUACAAUGUGGCCGGGCUAGAGGGCCGUUCGGCCAACGAAAAGGAGCUGCUGGCCGCGGCCCUGGAAUCGCCGAAGGUGCAACAGGACGCGAGGAAAGCAGCACUCGAAUAUGCGGUCAAGGAUGUGCCGACGGGCCGCGAGAACACGGAAGGAUACUGCUCGUACUCAUGGCUGAGAUGGUUGCCAUUCAUGGACUGCGAGGUGGCGGUCACCGAGGUCCGACAGGCUAUUCAACUCAUCAACAACAAGCGGAACUGUAUACGGUAAACAAGCGUCGAGCUCACAAUGCCAUGGUCACAAUUUAAUAAAAAUAUAAAUGUAUACAACAAAAAACGUUUUGGCACUAAUUUUUAUGUUU